Molecule: messenger RNA, 1317 nt
Organism: Macrobrachium nipponense
Lineage: Eukaryota; Metazoa; Arthropoda; Malacostraca; Decapoda; Palaemonidae
Product: cuticle protein 8-like
Exons: 3
Coding region: 86-514 (142 amino acids)
Cellular component (GO): extracellular matrix
Source: RefSeq, a predicted model, not a curated record
UCCUGGAGAUUCAUUACUUCUGGUUACUACUACUUCUACUCACUCUUCCUAUCCUCCCAAAUUACAUCAUCUGCGUCGCAACGAGAUGGCUGGUGUAAAGAGCGUCGCUUUAAUUGUGAUCGUAGUAGGCCUGGCAUGCAGGACUUCCCUUUCCUCUCCCCAAUACCCACCACCACCGCAUUAUGCCCCAGCCCCUCACUACAAGGAGCCUGCACGCCCCUACAGCUACGCCUACUCCGUCGAUGAUGACUACAAGAACUUGCAUUUCAGCGCUGACGAAACUUCAGACGGAAAUGCUGUCAAGGGAUCCUAUCAAGUGGCCCUUCCCGACGGCAGGACCCAGAACGUCGACUACUCAGCCGACCACUACAAGGGCUUCGUCGCCGACGUCAGCUACAAGGGCGUCGCCUCUUACCCACCCCCCGCCCCUUACCAUCCUCUCCCCUACAAGCCAGUGUACCCAGUCCCCUACCACCCAGCUCCUUACAAGCCAGCUCCCCCUCCUUAUCACUGAGUGAGUGAAGACUGUCCCGCUGGUCACCAACCCUCCAAGCUGCCAUUGUCAUCAACGCCAUUUGGCAUAAAUCCCAUCCAUGAUGAUUUAUGUCAAAAGGUCGUCUGUUUCGCAUUAUCAUCUCACUCACUUCGCUUCAUGAUGUCAGAGCUGGUUUUCUGUGACUUGUUUUUUUAGGUUUUGUUUCUAGAGUUAGUCUACAGCCGCUAGGCUUUAAAAUAUGUUGACUAAUUUUACGUGCCCACUUUUCAUAAGGAAAUCCCAAACUGAUUUUCUCAACUUUCAUUGGAUAACCUCAACCGAAAUUUUUGUAGUAGAACUCAUGAUUUUAAUCUGACGCUUCAUAAGAAAAACUAGAUACUUCAUCUCUGCAUUUAUGUAAAGUUCCAAAAUUACUUACCUUUCAAUACUAUUUGUUUGGGAUUUCAACUGCCAACAGCGUUCAAGUUUAGAGAUACAUAACCUUGUGAACCCUUCUGCUAUGCUACAGUUCCAAACCCUAGUUUUCAAAAAUACCUGUUCACAAAUCCUUUACCACAACUCUUAUCAAUUUAAAGAUAAAAAUCUAUUUGAAUUUUUCUCCGCUGAUCUGUUAAAGGAAAUUCGCUAUCAUAACAAAUGAAAGAAAGCCUGAAUAAUGCCUUCCCUUUAAGCCUCCACGCCACAAGUCCCUAAAGAAUGACCUGUGGUCAGUAUCGAAACCCUUCCGUUGGAAGCUGUUGGUAAACUCUGUAUGCCUUGAUCUCCCGUUGAAGUUGUUGCUUUUUUUUCUGAAUCUUUUUAAUAAAUACUCGCAUAGAUAA